This is a messenger RNA of Cannabis sativa, 1938 nucleotides long. RefSeq names its product BTB/POZ domain-containing protein At3g19850. NCBI's taxonomy places the organism in Eukaryota, Viridiplantae, Streptophyta, Magnoliopsida, Rosales, Cannabaceae. Bases 152 to 1840 code for a protein of 562 amino acids. The record is from RefSeq and is a predicted model, not a curated record. The transcript has 3 exons.
UCUGAUGAGUCAGAAUAUAUUUUACAGUACUUAAUAAGGUCACUGCUCACAAAAUAGUACAAACUAUUCUCCUUUGUUUUGCUCUUAUUAUUAUUACUUCAACACAUAACAAAGAGGUCUCUAAUUUCAAAGGAGGGAAAUUUAAGAAGCAAUGUCAAGGCUUUGUAAUUUGCAAGUACAAAUUAAUGGUGAAGAAACAUUUUUUCUAAAUGAGAAAGUGAUAUCAACUUAUUCAGAAAAGCUUAAAAAGAUAGUGAAACAAGAAAGGAGAAGAGCCCAUCAAAAUAUGAUGAUGAUGAAGAAGAAAAUAUUGGCUAUUGAGAUUGAUGAUUUCCCAGGAGGCCCAGAUGGGUUUGAAUUAAUUUCAAGGUUUUGUCACAACAAUGGUAAUGGAAUCAAUAUAACAGUUACAAAUGUCUCUGUUCUGUAUUGCUCUGCUGUUUUUCUUGGAAUGACUGAGAAAAUCUCAAGUUUCAAUCUUUUACAACAAACACAAGUUUUUCUAGAUGGGUUGUUUUAUUGGUCUUGGAAAGAAAUAUUGACAUGCUUAAAUAGUUGUGAGUCAUUAUUUUCAUAUGCAGAUUCAUUUGGUCUAUUGGAAAAGCUCAUCUCAGCUCUUUUAUCAAAAAUUUCACAAAAUACUACUCUUAAUACCUCAUCAUCUUCAUCUUCAUCAUCACCUGAUGAAAGAUUCUUCUCUUCUUCUUAUUGCAAAUCCAAUACAACCCCAGAAUCUUUAUUCAAGUCAACUAAUUCAUCAUCAUGGUGGUUUGAUGAUUUGACCAUUUUACCCCCUAAAAUCAUUGAAAGAGUCAUUCAUAGCUUAGAAAAUUACAUGAACAAUAGCAGUAGCCUAAUCCUUACCAAAUUUCUCCUUCAUUACCUAAAAGCUUAUUAUUACUAUAAUAAUAAUAAUGCUUCAAAAGAUGUGCUUGUGAGUUUAGCUAAUAGAGCUGUUAAUGGGGUUUUAUUGUCAUGUGGUGAAAAUUCAUCAUCAUCAUUAUUCUCUUGUAGAUCACUGUUUUGGGUAUUGAGAAUUUUAUCUGGUUUUGGAAUUAGUAAAGAGAGUAGAGUUGGUUUGGAGAGGUUGAUUGGUCAAGCACUUGAUAAGGCAACAUUGGAUGAUUUAAUGGUGUCUGCAGGGAACAACAACAAUGCAAUAUAUGAUGUUAAUUUUGUGAUAAGAUUGGUUAGAGUAUUUGUUAACUCUGAGGAUUUAAUUACUACUGAGAAGUUGAAAAAAGUUGGUAGAUUGAUUGAUAAUUACUUGAGUGAAAUUUCACCUGAUCAAAGCCUUAAGAUCUCAAAAUUUCUUGGAGUGGCACAAAGUUUACCACAUUCAUCAAGAGACAGUUUUGAUGGAGUUUACAGAGCUAUUGACAUCUACCUUGAGUCUCAUCCCACAUUAUCAUCAGAGGAAAGAUCAAAACUAUGUAAAUGCUUGAAAUUUGAGAAGCUGAGCCUUGAAGCCUGCAAAGAGCUUGCAAAGAACCCGAAAAUCCCACCCGAAAUCACAAUUGAAGCUCUUAUAAAACAACAGUCAAAAAUAAUUCUAUCCACAAAUAAUUAUAAUGAGUUUGGAGAUGAUCACCAUUUUCCCAGUUUGACUUCGAAAAUCGCUUCGAGGAAUAAUAAGGGUGCUUUCUAUGGCGGUUGCAAUAAUAAUAGCAAAAAAAUCACAGAAGAAAAAGAAUUUGUUGAGCAAAACUUGCAAAGAAUGCAAAGAAGGGUUAUGGAGUUGGAGAAAGUUUGUAGAGAGAUGAAGGGCCAAAUGUCAAGGAUGGUUAAGCAUAGUGUCUUUGCUACACCUCAUUCUAAAACCCUACCUAGACUUUGUUGAUUUCUUUUCUUUAAUAAUCAUAAGGAUUUGGAUGUAUUUAUUAUAUAAAUAUAUUGUAUCAUACAUGCAUGCAUAUAUAUAUGAACUUAUUUUGUUAA